This is a messenger RNA of Theobroma cacao (cacao), 1201 nucleotides long. RefSeq names its product pyrroline-5- carboxylate (P5C) reductase (gene P5CR). Gene Ontology annotation, molecular function: pyrroline-5-carboxylate reductase activity. Gene Ontology annotation, biological process: L-proline biosynthetic process. The record is from RefSeq and is a predicted model, not a curated record. Lineage: Eukaryota; Viridiplantae; Streptophyta; Magnoliopsida; Malvales; Malvaceae.
AAAAUAAAGAGGAUGCACGGAUGGGGGCACGAUUAGGGGGCAGACGAUUUGUAUCCGGCGUAAGCCUGGUGUAACAAGUCCAAAACACAAAAGCGCCAAGCCCAGCUGCCGCUCCAGGCAACAACGCCGUAGCCAUGGAGGCAGCGCCUAUCCAGAGUGAAAGCUUCAAGCUAGGGUUCAUCGGAGCAGGGAAAAUGGCAGAGAGCAUAGCCAGAGGUGUGGUGCAAUCUGGUGUGUUGCCUCCCAAUCGUAUCUCUACGGCAAUCAACUCCAAUCCCAACCGUGGCAUUGCCUUCCAAUCAAUCGGCGUCUCUCUUCUUCCUCACAACUCCGAUGUUGUGGAGGACAGUGACAUAGUCAUUUUCUCUGUGAAACCCCAAGUAGUUAAAAAUGUGGUCCUGCAGCUGAGGCCGUUACUUUCAAAGAAGAAGCUUUUGGUUUCAAUUGCUGCAGGAGUAAAAUUGAAGGAUUUGCAAGAAUGGGCAGGCCAUGGUCGAUUUAUCCGGGUGAUGCCAAACACACCAUCUGCUGUUGGUGAGGCAGCAUCAGUUAUGAGCAUGGGAGGAGCUGCAACAGAAGAGGAUGGGGAAUUAGUUGCUAAAUUAUUUGGAUCAGUUGGCAAGAUAUGGCGAGCUGAUGAGAAAUUGUUUGAUGCAAUCACUGGCCUCAGUGGCAGUGGUCCAGCAUACAUAUAUUUAGCUAUUGAAGCUUUGGCUGAUGGAGGAGUGGCUGCAGGUCUUCCACGAGAACUAGCAUUGGGACUAGCUUCUCAGACUGUCUUAGGAGCAGCUUCUAUGGCCAUUAAUUCUGGGAAGCACCCUGGUCAGCUCAAAGACGAAGUCACAUCACCUGGUGGGACUACAAUUGCUGGCAUUCAUGAGUUAGAGAAGAGUGGAUUUCGGGGGACGUUGAUGAACGCUGUUGUGGCUGCUACUAAGCGCAGCCAAGAGCUUUCAAAGAGUUAAGCCAAUCUGGUUCUACAUUUUGAAAUCUUAGGAUAGAUGGACAGACAAUCAUUUUAUUGCCUAAACAACGAGAGAGAGAGAGCGAGCGCGCGGUUUGGCUUUGCUUUUUUUCUUUAUUUGCAGGAUUACAGAUUUUUUGCUUUUUUUUUUUUUAUUUGCAGGAUUACAGAUUUUUAGACAUGUUUCUUUAUUCACUUCCAUUUUUAUGAGGCAGUUCCGGGGGGAGUUAUACACUA